GGUCGAAGUCGAGGCAUGGUGACAGGAAGCGAUUCGACCGGGUUCCAAGUGGGGUUGCGUGGCCCUGUCCACCCCAAGUGUCCAGGCAACGAUGUUGUCCCGCGUCACGCCUACCAAGACCCCUGCGGUACGAGUUGACUACAAGGAACUCAAACAAUUACACCAGAUGGAAGUCGACAAGCUCAAGGAGCUUCGUUUGCUAGAACUCAACGGAAGACGGAAAGCAGAACAAGAACUGGAACUUGCGAAGCGGAAGAUUCUGCAGAUGGAAGCGGACAAAGUGGGUCAUACUCCAAGAUCCAAUCUUAGGGAACGUUUGGACGAGGUUGUUAUAGGUUCGGGUAAAGGAAAGAAGAAGAGAACCGCUCAGACUCCUGUUCGUCUCAAUGAUCGGGAAACUUUUAUCAGGGAGACUCGCAAAGCACUUCCGCAAACGAAGGAUAACCUAAUGGCAAUAUGCACUGAAGAAGGCAUCAAGUAUGUUAAUAUACGACAAAGCAUCGAUGAGAUUGUGGCCAAACGGGUUUUGCAGGCGUUUCCUCCUGCUACAAUGGACUCAAUUGAUGUCUCGGACGACUUGGUUGGAGAUGGUUCAUCUAAGGAGGUCGGGGGAGAUUCUGCUGCUUCUUAGGAUCCCUCCCGGACGCGGCUCAACUAUGGGCAGUUUUGCGACGAUGUUGCCGUUUGCG
This is a messenger RNA of Chara braunii, 689 nucleotides long. The record is from the annotation of a GenBank genome assembly. Lineage: Eukaryota; Viridiplantae; Streptophyta; Charophyceae; Charales; Characeae.